UUUUUUUUUCUUUUUUUUUUUUUUUUUUUUUUUUUUUUUUUUUGAGUUUUUGUUGCGCACCUUUCGGGAUUUUACAAGUUGCCAAGCGCGCAAGCAAACAUUUGAUAUUUGUACGCAUAUGCCACGUUGGAUCUGCCACGUUUUGAAGGGCGAUAUCAAACCCAUUUUUUGACUGUAAAUUUCACGGGCCGGUCCUUGAAUUCAAUUUCAACACCGAGCUCUUUGCAUCCCCACUUUCAACUGGAAGCUCUCAUCAUCAAGGCUCUCAAGCUGUGCAAUCUGCAGUCAAAUCAAACUACCAAAUACGGCUUUGAAGCUAUUGAGAGCUUAUUUUAUCGACAUUUUCAACACAAAGAAGGCAAAUUGAAAUCUCAUUGGCGCUCACUUGCAAUCCAAAAUGGCCACCAACGUUUCUAUCGAGACCUCAAUGGGCACCAUUGUCGUGGAGCUGUAUGAGUCGCACGCGCCCAAGACGUGCAAGAACUUCAGCACGCUCGCGUCGCGGGGCUACUACGACGGGACCGUGUUCCACCGGGUUAUUAGCGACUUUAUGAUCCAGGGCGGCGACCCGACGGGCACGGGCCGGGGCGGCUCCUCCAUCUACGGCGACAAGUUCGAGGACGAGAUCCGGCCGGACCUUAAGCACACGGGCGCGGGGAUCCUGUCCAUGGCAAACGCCGGUCCCAACACCAACGGGAGCCAGUUCUUCAUCACGCUGGCGCCCACGCCUUGGCUGGACGGAAAGCACACCAUCUUUGGUAGGGUCUCGGGUGGCAUGGGCGUCGUGGAGAGGAUGGGCAGGGUCCAGACGGAUAAGUCGGAUCGUCCGGUCACGGAGCUCAAGAUUGUAAGGGCUAAGGUCGUUGAGCAGCAGUGAUGGACUGGGAAGAGAGGGUUUUAUGAGUUGAGAUUGUUUGUCUGCAUCGCGUUUUUUUUCACUUUUUAGGCGGCGCAUUGCAACUACUUUGAACUUGAGUGGGCUGGUAGCAGUAUUCCUUUAUUCAUGAGCUGCGAGAGAAUCAGGCUUAAAACAAAGAUGGCAGCAUAUCAUAGGUUCCAUUUGCAAGGAUUUUUAUCCUCUUUCACGGCCAUGCAAGUACGCACGGGGUAAAAAAUAAACAUAUGGACAAUGAGCACCUGAAGCACAGUGGCACAAUGACGCCUAUGCUGCAGCGUCUCCAC
This is a messenger RNA of Pyricularia grisea, 1182 nucleotides long. RefSeq lists its product as uncharacterized. The coding region runs from base 398 to 877 and encodes 159 amino acids. Gene Ontology annotation, cellular component: catalytic step 2 spliceosome. The record is from RefSeq and is a predicted model, not a curated record. Lineage: Eukaryota; Fungi; Ascomycota; Sordariomycetes; Magnaporthales; Pyriculariaceae. The transcript is spliced from 2 exons. Gene Ontology annotation, biological process: protein peptidyl-prolyl isomerization; protein folding. Gene Ontology annotation, molecular function: peptidyl-prolyl cis-trans isomerase activity.